AUGCAAUACAAGGUCCUUGCCACUCUUUUCUUCGCCGCCACGGCCCUAGCUGCCCCUGCGGAUUCUACUUCCACAUCUUCAAGCACUGAGUUUACCGAUAGCGACGACAUUUACGGUGACAUCUACGGUGACAGUUACGGUGAUUUUUACGAUGACAUUUAUGCGGCUGUGCCUAGCUCUAUCUUAACUGUUCUGGCAACAGCCAUUCCGGCAACAUGGUACAACGACCUCUUGAACCCGGCCUCUCGCGACUCGAUUGUCAGCGAAGCUAUGGCUGGCACCUACCCAGCUUGGUACAACUCGUUGCCUAGCAGCGUCAAGGCCUGGGCCACUUCCAACCUUGAUGGCGGGUUCAUUGGCGCCUCGGAAACCGCUACUCAGACCGUGACUGCUGAGAGCAGCGCUGUUAAGACUAGCUCCACCACCGCUGCCAGCCAGACCUCCACUGCCAGCCAGACCCCUGCCAAGACCACUUCGGCUUCCACCACCUUCUCGGGCUCCAGCUCUCCGUCUAGCUCUCAGUCUAGCUCUCAGUCUAGCUCUGACUCGAGCUCUAGCUCUGCAUCAUCUUCUCCCUCAUCUUCGCAGUCUACUGGUGGCGCCCCUGCUCCUACUGGGGGUAUUACCAUGGGUGUUGCCGGUGCAGCUGGUGUUUUGGCUCUGGCUCUUGCCCUGUAG
Penicillium egyptiacum is the source of this 678-nucleotide messenger RNA. NCBI's taxonomy places the organism in Eukaryota, Fungi, Ascomycota, Eurotiomycetes, Eurotiales, Aspergillaceae. The record is from the annotation of a GenBank genome assembly.